This is a messenger RNA of Dendrobium catenatum, 3063 nucleotides long. RefSeq names its product EIN3-binding F-box protein 1. The transcript has 2 exons. The record is from RefSeq and is a predicted model, not a curated record. Gene Ontology annotation, cellular component: SCF ubiquitin ligase complex. Gene Ontology annotation, biological process: SCF-dependent proteasomal ubiquitin-dependent protein catabolic process. Gene Ontology annotation, molecular function: protein binding. The coding region runs from base 338 to 2347 and encodes 669 amino acids. NCBI's taxonomy places the organism in Eukaryota, Viridiplantae, Streptophyta, Magnoliopsida, Asparagales, Orchidaceae.
CGUAGCUGUAGUUGCUGUAAAUAAAGCCAAACGAGCCGCUCCGCAUGGGCUCCAGUCUCUCUCUCUCUCUCCUUCUCCUUCUCCUUCUCCUUCUCCUUCUGUCCGACCUUAAUAUACCCUUCUCCUUUUUGCCCUAUUUUGUAUUGGGGUUUUAGAUCGAAUUAGUAAGAGGGGCGUUUUACACUUCUGAUUAUCAGAUUUGCUUCAUUCUCCAGGCUGAAUCCGUGAUCUUCGGUUUCAUUUUUGUGGUGGUGAUUCUGUUUAUUUGCGCCUGCGUUACAAGUGCUCCAGCUUCUUUGGUCUCCGUUGAGGGAUUGGUCUUACUUGUCCUGCAUCCAUGCCUGCGCUUCUCAAUUUGAAUGCAGUAUUAGGAGAUGAUGAAAUCCGACUCAGAGAAUCGCCUUAUGAGAAUUGCAUCGAAUCAAGCUGCCUUCUACCUUUUGCGCCAGGCAGUGAUAUUUACUAUCGUCCUUGCAAGAGGUUGCGAGUCACUGCCCCUUUUAUCAUCACCAGGGAAGAGAGGAAAGUUGCUUCUGUCUUUAAAAAGAAGCAGUUACCACGCUCCAUGGAUUCUCUCCCGGAUGAAUGUCUAUUUGAGAUCCUCAGAAGGCUUCCUCGAUUCCAGGACAGGAGCAUUGCUUCAUGUGUAUCCAAGCGAUGGCUCAUGCUUCUGAGCAGUAUUCAAACUUCAGAAGUUGUGGACGAGCAACAUAAGAGGAGUGAAUUAUUGAGAUCCUCUAUGAGUCCUCUUCCGGAUCUCAACCAAGCUAUUCCUUUUGAGUUAGAGAUAGACUCUAAUAUUGAGAGUGGUGGAUAUCUUACCAGGUCCUUGGAUGUUGAUGAAGCAACCGAUACCAGACUAGCUGCCAUUGCCAUUAGUGCUGCUGGUCAUGGGGGGCUUGGCAAGCUGAAUAUUAGAGGAUGCAAUUCAACUUGCAAGGCCACUGAUGUUGGGCUUUCAGCCAUUGGACGACUUUGCCCUUCACUGCAUUCUCUGACCAUGUGGAAAGUUCCGCUGGUUAGCGAUGCAGGGCUUGCGGCUGUAGCAGAUGGAUGCCCUAUGCUAGAGAAUCUUGAUCUUUCUCAGUGCCCCAGGCUCUCAGACAAUGGUUUGAUAGCAAUUGCACAGAAGUGCCCAAAUUUAAAAUCUAUUAAACUCGAUUCUUGCUCGGGAAUCGGCAAUGAUGGUCUUCAGGCUAUUGGUCGCUACUGCCAGAAGCUGGUUUCUGCUUCAAUCAAAGACUGCCCCCUCGUGGGUGAUAAAGGAAUCUCAGGCUUGGUGGCUGCUGCAUCUUCUUCGCUGAUGAAGAUAAAGCUUCAGAAUUUAAAUAUCAAUGAUGUGUCCCUUGGUGUCAUUGGGCAUUAUGGAAAAGCUUUAACUGACAUACAUCUUAUAGCGCUUGAGAAUAUCUCUGAGAGGGGAUUCUGGGUUAUGGGAAAUGCUCUUAACAUGGUAAGCUUGACUUCCAUCACAAUUUCCUGCUGCCCUGGCAUUACAGAUUUGGGCUUGGAAGCUAUAGCCAAGUGCUGCCCGCAGCUCAAACAUCUGUACCUCCAAAGAUCCUGCAACAUUACUGAUACCGGGCUUAAAGGUUUCACCAGAUCUACGAGUAUUCUUGAAAGUCUAAAACUAGAGGAUUGCAGUAUGAUCACCCUUCAUGGCAUUCUCGACGGCCUUCUUAACUGCAGUGCAAGGUUCAGGAGUUUAGCCUUGAUAAAGUGCACGGGGAUCAGGGACAUUACUUACUACCCGAAUGAACUACCGACAUGCUUGUCACUUCGGUUCCUAACAAUACGAGAUUGCCCUGGUUUCACCAGCAGUAGUUUAGCUGUGGUUAGUAAGCUGUGCCCCAACUUACAACAAAUUGACUUGACCGGCCUUGUUGGUGUGACAGAUGCUGGCUUUCUUCCUCUGGUAAAGAGCUCUGAAUCUCGGCUUGUUAAGGUGACCCUUGAAGGUUGCGUGAAUAUCUCUGAUGCCAGUAUUGCUGCUUUGGUGAAGGCACAUGGAAGUUCGUUAAAGAUGCUUCACGUUGAUGGAUGCAACAAGGUCAGUGACAAAAGCCUCUUGGCUAUUGUGGCAAACUGUUCAGUUCUUGAAGAUCUCGACAUCUCAAGGUGCAAUGUCAGCGACAUUGGGGUUGCUGCGCUUUCCUCUGCUGAGAAGCUUAAACUGCGGGUCCUCUCUCUUGCUGGCUGCUAUGGAGUGACAAAGAGGAGUCUUCAGUUCUUGGGAAAAAUGAAAAACUCCUUGGAAGGGCUAAAUCUUCAGCAGUGUAAGCUCAGCAAUGCCCAUGGGAUUGGCCUGCUUGAGGAGAAGCUUUGGUGGUGUGACAUCCUUUCCUAAUCAAUGUUUUGAAGCAGAGCAAGAAAGUACUAGAUUAAUUAAUAGAAUAAAAAAAAAAGAAAGGGAAAGUCAUGGUCAGCAGUGAAAGCUAGUUCUUCAAUUAGUUUUUUGGCUCUUCGCCGUUAUCAGUGUGAGCUUCUUCAUCAUCGCAAUCCUUUCUUCCCAGGUGAGGUCAUUCAGUUUGGAAGGAACUGUAGGCCAUUAACUUGUUUUUUCAGACUCCUAGGAGGGAGAUCUGUUCCGGGGUUUUUAGCUGCCAUCAUUUGGUGUUUUCUUACCUCGCUUGGCUUCGGUUCCCUAAGAUCAGAGUGCCUUACCUGCUUAUAAUAGUGGCUUGUGAUAAUUCUUCAUUAUUGGGUUUUUGAUAGGGUCUUGGUUAUGCAUUGUUGGAGCUGCGGGCGGGCCUCAUAAGCCUUUCUUUUGCUUGCUCUGGUGUUUCAACCAUGUCUCGUAUUCUCCAUAUUGGUCUUGUAACAUUCGUCAGGUUAUAUAUAUAUAGUGUCUGUCAUUCAGUUUGGUCGCUUGCGGCAGUUUUAUUUCUAUGCCUGAGUUCUGCAGGAUCUUGGUUGUAGCAGCUCAUUCCAGUGUUGUCUUGACGGGCCAUCUUUUGGCCCGUUUUUUUAACCAAGACCUGCUUUUACAGGCUAAUAUAUUGAAUUGUAGUCUGCGGCUUUUGCUUUAAACUUGUUAUGAAUAAAUUUUACCUUAUUGUCGAA